AUGGCCCGAAAUGUGCAACGACCCAUUUCUGCCACAACAGUCUUCUUAGACCAACCGCCAAGCUGCCUCGAAUUCUGUCCGGAGAUCCCAGACCAUUUUGUGGUGGGCACCUACCUCCUAUCAGAAACAAAGAAUGCCGAUGGGGAGACCCAGCAAAGCAAGACUGGGAGUGUGCAGCUCUGGAAACUUGACCCCAACACGAACUUUUUAACUCAAGUCCAAAAACUAGCGCUGCCAUACGCGGUUUUCGAUCUUCAUUUCCACCCCAGAGAUAGGAACAAAUUCGCCAUUGCAAGCAGCACAGGUGCAGUUUCCCUAUUCGGUAUCUCUGGCUCUGCAGAGCCAACUAUCAAUCCAAUCUGGACAAAACAGGUCCACGAGGAUUCUUCCAUCCCAGCUCUUUUCCUUGCCUGGACUCCGCAAAACUGGCUCUCUCAAUCCAAAGCAGACGGGUUCGCGGUCACUUUCUCCGAUAGCCGAACAACAGUCUUUGGCACGGAAAGUCCCAUCACAGAGGAGGACAUGAUCACAGAAUGGGGUUCGUUUGAGGCUAAACAGAUGAUCGAGGUUUGGUUCGUCGCGCUCGCUGCUGUGCAAGGUGUAUUCUCCGAGCCGAAGGGUAUAAUCCCCUUUAUGUUUACGGGGAAUGACUUUGGAUCCUUACAUACGCGCCGGUUCGAACAACAUGGUGAAGAGCCGCGUGAUCCUGAAGAGCCGCUUGCGCCGAUGCUACUCGAACAUGAUGACCGGGCUCGUCAUCACACGGCGGGCGUGACGAGUAUUCUGCCUCUUCCUAUUCCGAUGGUGGAUGAUGGUCCGGUUUUGCUGACUGGAAGCUAUGACGAGGGUUUGCGAGUGUAUCAUGCUACACGACGUGGUGAAGUGCUCGCUGAAGAGGGUCUCGGUGGUGGGGUAUGGAGGCUGCAAUUGCUAAACUCAGAGGAAGCCGGCUCUGCUGGCUCGGGGCUUGUGGAGAGACGCUUUUUGGUGCUGGCUAGUUGCAUGCAUGCUGGAACUCGCGUUGUGCGAAUUACUCAGACACAGCAGGAUCAGACUUCGGAGUGGAGCAUUGACGUGUUGGCGGAGUUUACGGAGCAUGAGAGUAUGAAUUAUGCGAGUGAUGUGUGGAAGGGCUCGAACGCCGAAAUAGGAGAUGGAACGUCGGAACUGGUUUGCGUCUCGAGCAGCUUCUACGAUCGUCGUGUGUGUGUUUGGAGAGUGCAGGUGUAG
Penicillium cinerascens is the source of this 1230-nucleotide messenger RNA. RefSeq lists its product as uncharacterized. The coding region runs from base 1 to 1230 and encodes 409 amino acids. The record is from RefSeq and is a predicted model, not a curated record. The transcript is spliced from 2 exons. NCBI's taxonomy places the organism in Eukaryota, Fungi, Ascomycota, Eurotiomycetes, Eurotiales, Aspergillaceae. Gene Ontology annotation, molecular function: protein binding.